Messenger RNA from Copidosoma floridanum, 6234 nucleotides. It is a transcript of the gene SERCA, whose product is annotated as ATPase sarcoplasmic/endoplasmic reticulum Ca2+ transporting SERCA. The record is from RefSeq and is a predicted model, not a curated record. Gene Ontology annotation, biological process: calcium ion transport. Gene Ontology annotation, cellular component: membrane. Lineage: Eukaryota; Metazoa; Arthropoda; Insecta; Hymenoptera; Encyrtidae. Gene Ontology annotation, molecular function: P-type calcium transporter activity; ATP binding; ATP hydrolysis activity.
AUGGAGGACGCCCACUGCAAAACAGUAGACGAAGUUCUAAACUACUUCAAUGUAGAUUCAGAUAAAGGUCUUGGGACAGACCAAGUCAAGAGGAACCAGGAGAAGUACGGUCUCAACGAACUGCCAGCCGAGGAGGGAAAAUCCAUCUGGCAACUCGUACUGGAACAAUUCGAUGACCUCUUAGUUAAGAUUCUUCUACUAGCAGCUAUCAUUUCUUUUGUACUGGCCCUGUUUGAGGAGCACGAGGAUGCGUUCACGGCGUUCGUCGAGCCCUUUGUCAUCCUGCUGAUCCUGAUCGCCAAUGCCGUGGUCGGUGUCUGGCAGGAGCGCAAUGCCGAGUCGGCAAUCGAGGCGCUCAAAGAGUACGAGCCCGAGAUGGGCAAAGUGGUGCGAGGCGACAAAUCGGGCGUCCAGCGGAUCCGGGCCAAGGAAAUCGUGCCCGGCGAUGUGGUCGAGAUCUCCGUCGGCGAUAAGAUACCCGCCGACAUUCGUCUCAUCAAGAUCUUCUCGACCACCCUGAGAAUCGACCAGUCGAUCCUCACCGGCGAAUCGGUCUCGGUGAUCAAGCACACGGAUCCCGUGCCAGAUCCGCGCGCCGUCAACCAGGACAAGAAGAACAUCCUCUUCUCAGGGACGAACGUGGCAGCGGGCAAGGCGCGCGGUGUCGUCAUCGGCACCGGCCUCAACACCGCGAUCGGCAAGAUCCGUACCGAGAUGUCCGAGACCGAGGAGAUCAAGACGCCGCUCCAGCAGAAACUCGACGAGUUCGGUGAACAGCUCUCCAAAGUCAUCUCGGUCAUCUGCGUCGCCGUCUGGGCCAUCAACAUCGGCCACUUCAACGAUCCCGCCCACGGUGGUUCCUGGAUCAAGGGCGCCAUCUACUACUUCAAAAUCGCCGUUGCGCUCGCCGUCGCUGCCAUUCCCGAGGGUCUGCCCGCCGUCAUCACCACCUGUUUGGCCCUUGGCACGAGACGCAUGGCCAAGAAGAACGCCAUCGUCAGGUCGCUCCCGUCCGUCGAGACUCUCGGCUGCACCUCCGUCAUUUGCUCCGACAAGACUGGCACCCUCACCACCAACCAGAUGUCCGUCAGCCGAAUGUUCGUGUUCGAGAGGAUCGACGGCAAUGACAGCGCGUUCCACGAAUUCGAAAUUACCGGUUCGACGUACGAGCCCAUCGGUGAGGUGUUUCUGAAGGGCCAGAAGAUCCGUGGUACCGAUUACGAGACUCUCCACGAGCUCGGCACCAUCUGCAUCAUGUGCAACGACUCGGCCAUCGACUUCAACGAGUUCAAGCAGGCCUUCGAGAAGGUGGGUGAAGCCACCGAGACCGCCCUCAUCGUCCUCGCUGAGAAAAUCAACCCGUACGGCGUCAACAAGUCCGGCCUCGACCGUCGUGGCACAGCUAUCGUCGUCCGACAGGACAUAGAGACCAAAUGGAAGAAGGAGUUCACGCUCGAGUUCUCGCGCGAUCGUAAAUCCAUGUCCUCGUACUGCGUCCCGCUCAAGCCCACGAAACUCGGCACCGGACCUAAAUUGUACGUCAAGGGCGCGCCCGAGGGUGUGCUCGACAGGUGCACACACGCCCGCGUUGGCUCGCAAAAGUUCCCUCUGACCUCUACCCUCAAGAAUCGCAUCCUUGAUCUCACCCGUCAAUACGGUACCGGCCGCGAUACCCUCCGUUGCUUGGCCCUGGCCACGGCCGAUCAUCCCAUGAAGCCCGAUGACAUGGAUCUUGGAGACUCGACCAAAUUCUACACCUACGAGAAGGACCUCACCUUCGUCGGUGUCGUCGGUAUGUUGGACCCACCUCGUAAAGAGGUCUUCGAUUCGAUUGUCAGGUGCCGUGCCGCUGGCAUCCGCGUCAUCGUCAUCACGGGUGACAACAAAUCUACCGCCGAGGCUAUCUGCAGGCGAAUCGGUGUCUUCGGCGAGGACGAGGACACGACCAACAAGUCCUACUCUGGUCGCGAAUUCGACGACCUGUCCAUCCCCGAGCAGAGAGCCGCUUGCGCGAGAGCCAGGCUCUUCUCCCGUGUAGAACCAGCGCACAAGUCCAAGAUCGUUGAGUACCUGCAGAGCAUGAACGAGAUCUCUGCCAUGACUGGCGACGGUGUUAACGACGCGCCAGCAUUGAAGAAGGCCGAAAUCGGUAUUGCCAUGGGAUCUGGUACCGCCGUGGCUAAAUCUGCGGCUGAGAUGGUCUUGGCUGACGACAACUUCUCAUCCAUCGUAUCUGCCGUCGAGGAGGGUCGCGCCAUUUACAACAACAUGAAACAAUUCAUCCGUUACCUCAUUUCUUCCAACAUUGGUGAAGUUGUGAGUAUAUUCUUGACUGCUGCCCUUGGUCUUCCGGAAGCCUUGAUUCCUGUCCAGCUCUUGUGGGUUAAUCUUGUCACGGACGGUCUUCCCGCUACGGCUCUUGGUUUCAAUCCUCCCGACUUGGACAUCAUGCAGAAGCCUCCCCGUAAGGCAGACGAAUCUCUUAUUUCUGGAUGGCUCUUCUUCCGUUACUUGGCUAUUGGUGGAUACGUCGGCGCUGCUACUGUUGGAUCGGCUGCCUGGUGGUUCUUGUACAGCCCACACGGACCACAGAUGAAUUAUUAUCAGCUGACUCACCACUUGUCAUGUAUCGGUGGUGGCGAAGAAUUCAAGGGUCUUGACUGCAAGAUCUUCAGUGAUCCUCAUCCCAUGACUAUGGCUCUCUCUGUACUUGUCACUAUUGAGAUGUUGAACGCGAUGAACAGUUUAUCUGAGAAUCAAUCUCUGAUCAGCAUGCCGCCAUGGUCGAACUUGUGGCUCAUUGCCUCGAUGGCACUUUCUUUCACACUCCACUUCGUCAUUCUUCACGUCGAUGUUCUUUCGACUGUAUUCCAAGUGACUCCCUUGACCGGGGAAGAAUGGGUUACAGUUAUGAAGUUCUCGAUUCCUGUAGUACUUCUCGACGAAACCUUGAAGUUCAUUGCCAGAAAGAUCACAGACGGUGAGAACCCAAUUUACACCGUACACUGGAUUGUUCUAAUGUGGGCUGUGUUUUUCGGACUGAUAAUUUACGGCCCCCUAUAAAUAAUCCAUUUUUUGGUGUAAUGUUUAGCAAAAAAAAAAAAAAAAAAAAACAAAAAAAACAAAAACAAACAAAUACAAAAAAAACGAAAGAUGCCUUUCUUACACGGAAGCCAAGCUCACCGCCUUGGACUUGCAAUUGCAUUUAACUAAAAACGAAAAAGAGCAAAAAUUAAUAAUUAAGCAUAACUUUUCCUCCACGAGGGAAAACUUGUGACAUAAAUUAACGAAACAAACAAAAAGUGUGUCCAAGUGAGAUUUUAAUUACUUUGAUUGUUGCGCAUGGUGUUAGUCGGGCAACUAGAGAAAGCAGAAAAUGCAAAAAAAAAAAGAUGUUGAUUUUUUGUUUUAUAGUCAACCGUAUUCUGCACCGCACUGUACUUCAUACAAAACGUAGAAGGGAAUUAUCACUGUAUCAUGACAAUUACAGUGACCUGCUUAUGAUGUUUUUUUUCUCUUUUCUUAGAUUUUUUUUUUAUUUUCUGGCGUAAAGGAACGCGAACUUACGAUCACAUUGUUUCGUACAAGUGCCUUUUUGAUGUUGACAUUCUUUUUGCGAGGCAAUAAUCUUGUUUUUUUUUUUCUCCGAACGCCAAAUUUUUUCCUUCCCUUCACUCGAUUAACGCUAUCUUUGUUUUUAAUACCGCAAGCUUUGCUCUGUCUUACUUUUAAAACGCUAAUUCUAUUGCAUACGUGUGGGCUUUGCACAUAUGAAUCUUCGAUCUUAUUCGUCGAUCGAUCGACUCGGUGUGAUCGUACGUAGUUUUUCAUAAAAUUGCAAUUUUCCAAAUUUGAUUUGUAUUUUAGAGACUACCGUUUGAUCUCGUCAUCGAUGAUAGAAUAGGAGCGUGCGGUGAUGGUCGUUUUUCAGACAUACACGCGAUCUUUAAAAAAAAUUAAAGUAUGCAAUUUGCACCCGAUUGCAUAAUAGCAACGUACCGUAAAGGGUACACACAUGUAAUUGCAAUACAUAAUUAACUUUAAAAUAUCGUGCAGUUGAAUGCUUUAGAAUUUAUUCGCAGAAACGGUUCGAUAGAAAUAAUUAAUUUAUAUAAUUCAUCUUAUACGAGUUUGAAGAAAACAAAUGAUUAGAUUCUUUUUAAGUAAUAAUCAAUUGUACAUAAUAACGUAGGGUUAAUAUACUGCUGUAAAUUUAAGCUUAAAAGAAAAAAAAAAUCUGUUUAUCGCUCGUCGCGUAGAAAAAGAAUUUGCAUUGAUCUCGUCAUUAGUUUGUCGAUUUGAUGAUAAAAUCUCUAGUAAAAUGAAUCAAAAGUAUAAUGACGAAUUUUUGUUGGUCAAAUAGAAUCAACUGCUUAGAGUUAUUGAUCGUUAGAACAACAGAAUUUCGUUAUUAUAGUCGUUCGAGGUUGAUUAGUAAUUAUAUAAUGAACGGGAAAAAAAUGAUGAGGCGCAACUCACGGAUCAAAUCAAAGCAAAAAUUCGAAAAUUUAAUAAAAAAUAUUUAUAAACGAGUGAAAUAGUCAACCUUCACGUAAUACAGCUACUUAUACAAAAUCCACUCACCCUCGAAUGCAGUCUCUUUGAAAGAUGAACAAUCGCAGUUUUCAUAUACUUUAUGUGUCUUUGUAAUUGUACCUAUCUAAGUAAUUAUCGGUGUUCUUUGUUUGAUAUUUAUUAAAUUAUCGAAAAAAAGUAACAGUGAAAACAAAAACUACACUCUCGCAAAUACCUGCACAUUAGCUGUAACUCCGCUUUUUGUAAAUUAUAAACCCUAUUCCGCUGUAUGUUUUCAUAUCACUGAAUGUUGAGUUCUUUGGCUUAGAAAUAUUAAUAUGAUGUAUAAUGGCUCGAUAUUUUGUGGAAAUUAUGUGUGGGAUAGCUAAGAAACUUACUGCGCUGUAUUUAAGACCUGAUUGCGGCGUGUGUAUUAGCAUGCACCUUUCCUCUAAUUUUUUUUUUUUUUUUUUUUUUUUUUUUUUUUUUUGCAACAAACAACUGUAUGUGUCCACAUAAAAUCCUGUGCACCAACCACUUGUGAAAUAUCUAAUUCCUCUGAUGCUUCUUGCAUUAGAUUUUUUUUAUCCUUAUUUAUAUUGUACUUUUAUAAUUUUAUAAGGGCAAUUCACAGUAUCACGCUUAUUACAUUAUGUUAAUAAAUUUUUCCAUGAAAAAAAAUUAACAUUGAUUCUGUGUGAUUAAUGCAAACUAUGGACAAUGUAAAUAAUAAUAAAAAAAAGUAACGUAAUCGAAAUUCAGCAUAAAAUCAGACGCUGGUGCUUGCUUUUUUUCACACUUACAAAGCACUUUAUUAAAAUCCUGCAUAUUUUUUUCCAUCCAAGCCUCAUACUAGAACGGAAGGAGGUCUUGAUUACAUAAACUUGUCUUGGUUACAAACAAAUCAUUGUAACUGUGAUGUACUUUAUUUAUUUUUUUUUUCUCACUUUCCUCACUACAAUACCAUUAUUUGCGAAUAAGGCGACUUUUUUCUUUUCUUUUUUUUUUUUUUUUAUGCGAGUCUCGAACAGCGAAUUUACCGAGAUGCUUUCAAUGAGAGAGUCGACUGAGUACGAGAAGUGAUACACUUUUAACGUAAGAAUAACGAGGAAAGAGUACCAAAAGUAAAGUCAGAUUCAAUCAACUAAACUGUAAAUUUUAUAUGUAAUUGACAUUGAAAAGUCUGCAAUUCAGACGACUUGAUUAAGUUGGAUGAUAGGUUCAAGUAUAACCGCAGACACGAGUACCAUAUACAUCAUAUGCACAUACUUUAUAAGAGAACUGUCAUUGUGUUUGUUAAAUGUGAUAAUAAUAAUUAUUUACAUGAGAAAGAAAAAUGAAUAUAUGUACAUCUAUGAGCUUUUGUUCUGAUUUUAUUAAACAAACAAAAUAUUUACUAAACAAACUAAACAACCGUUUGGUUGAUGAUGAUGAUGAUGACGAAGCGUUUAGUUGAAUGAAUCCUCGUUCAAAGAAAAAGAAACGAAAAACACACGAACUAGAUACCAAGUGUAGAGAAUACAACGGCGCCAUAUAAGUAUGUUCACUGACGAUUGCAAAUACGCCAUCGGUAUCCUCUUUUGUCACUGUUCUUAAAAUGUAAGUACUGGAUUUUGGUUUGUGGCGUGUGAGUAUGUGCGUGUGCGUGUGUUUGUUGAUACAAUUAAUACAAUCCCUCCAUCACUACCAUUCUAUAUUAAACAAAACAACAAAACUGAC